Molecule: messenger RNA, 849 nt
Organism: Sphenostylis stenocarpa
Lineage: Eukaryota; Viridiplantae; Streptophyta; Magnoliopsida; Fabales; Fabaceae
Source: the annotation of a GenBank genome assembly
AUGGAGAAUUUGCAGAGUGCCCUAAAAGAUCGUAACUUAUCAGUUCCCAUCGUCCCAGGAAAGGGUCGUUCUCUCUUCGCUACAAGGGAUUUCUAUUCAGGGGAUGUGAUUAUAGGCCAAGAGCCUUACGUUUGUGUUCCAAACAACUCCUCAGUUUCCACCCCCAAAAGGUGUGAUGGAUGUUUCACUACAUCUAAUGCCCUUAGAAGGUGCUCACGUUGCCAUGUUGCAUACUAUUGCGGAACCGCAUGUCAGAGGUCAGAGUGGGAGCUGCAUCGGCUUGAGUGUGAGGUACUCUCAAGGCUUGACAAGGAAAAGAGAAAUUCUGUCACACCAUCCAUACGGCUGAUGGUGAGACUUUAUCUUCGGAGGAAGUUGCAAAAUGAUAAGGUCAUCCCAAGCACUGCUACGGACAACUACAACUUGGUGGAGGCAUUAGUUGCUCACAUGUCUGAUAUCACAGAGGAGCAGCUGGUGCUCUAUGCACAGAUGGCCAAUCUUGUAUAUUCCAUAUUACAAUGGCCGGAAAUCAAUAUAAAAGAGAUUACAGAAAAUUUUUCUAAGUUUGCAUGUAAUGCACAUACUAUUUGUGACAGUGAGUUGAGACCUGUGGGGACAGGGUUGUAUCCUGUUAUUUCCAUUAUCAAUCAUAGUUGUUUGCCCAAUUCUGUGUUGGUUUUUGAGGGAAGGUCAGCAUCGGUACGUGCUGUGCAGCAUAUACCUAAAGGUACUGAGGUAUCAAACUCUUCCAACACCGCUGCCACCGUUGGGGUUUCUAGAAUUCCUCCCUUUGUUUCCUUCAACUCUGUUGCUUGGUAUGAUAGUACAUACCCUUCUCCCUUAUUGUGA